UACUUUCGAAAUCGCAACGAAACGAAACGAGCGUGCCACAACCAGCCAUGAGUAGAAAACAGACACCUAGCGAGUUUUUGAAGCAAAUCAUUGGACGCCCAGUGGUGGUCAAAUUGAACUCUGGGGUCGAUUACAGAGGUGUACUGGCUUGUCUAGACGGCUACAUGAACAUUGCCUUGGAACAGACUGAGGAGUACGUCAACGGACAGUUAAAGAACAAAUAUGGCGACGCAUUCAUCAGGGGCAAUAAUGUUCUGUACAUCAGCACACAGAAGAGAAGAGCAUGAAGAAGAGCGUGUGUGUUCCUCAUCAUCCAGACUUGUUGUGAAUGUAAUGACUGGACAGUGAUCCAAAUGUUGUAAUGUCUGCCGUCUGAGUGUACAUCCAGUGAACGAGACAUUUUUUUAAAGUCAUUAAAUCGUUUUUAGUUCAGCAGCCCUUGUUCAUUACAAUUAUACCUUUUCCCAUCUUUUGCCUUUUUGUAUUGGUUUUAUAAAGUAAACAACCCAAUAUUUAUAUAAAAUACGGAAAAUGGAAGAAUUUUGUUAGUAUUGUUCUUUAUACAACAGAAACAUUGAUUUACUACAUUAAAUUUUAUAGUAAAAGAUA
Messenger RNA from Magallana angulata, 609 nucleotides. Its product is annotated as U6 snRNA-associated Sm-like protein LSm6. The record is from RefSeq and is a predicted model, not a curated record. Bases 48 to 287 code for a protein of 79 amino acids. The transcript has 4 exons. Gene Ontology annotation, cellular component: sno(s)RNA-containing ribonucleoprotein complex; U6 snRNP; P-body. Lineage: Eukaryota; Metazoa; Mollusca; Bivalvia; Ostreida; Ostreidae. Gene Ontology annotation, biological process: maturation of SSU-rRNA; mRNA splicing, via spliceosome. Gene Ontology annotation, molecular function: RNA binding.